Messenger RNA from Pneumocystis jirovecii RU7, 477 nucleotides. RefSeq lists its product as uncharacterized. Gene Ontology annotation, molecular function: carbohydrate binding. Lineage: Eukaryota; Fungi; Ascomycota; Pneumocystomycetes; Pneumocystales; Pneumocystaceae. The record is from RefSeq and is a predicted model, not a curated record. The coding region runs from base 1 to 477 and encodes 158 amino acids. The transcript is spliced from 4 exons.
AUGAUUUUAAAAUACUGGAUUGUCCUUCUUUUCACGAAUCUAUGUUAUGUUUUAGCAUUGUCAGAUAAAUCUUACGUGCGGUUAAUUAAAUGUGGCGAGGGACUUUUUGAUCCCAAUCAUUAUACAUGCUUUGGUACCUUAGCAUGUCCAAUUUUAGACGGAGUUGCAUAUCUAAGAUGCGGUGAAGCCUGUUAUUCUCCUAAAUUAUAUCACUGUGUAAGCGGCGUACUUCAUCAAGGACCAGAACCUCCUGAAAAACAAACCCCACAACGCACAACAACACCAUAUUAUCCUCCUAAUAAAAUAACACCACAGCCAACGCCGACAACGUCUCGGCAUCCGACUUUUACUGUUCCACCACCGUCACCGAAACCUAGUGCCAAAGGGAAGCCUGGUAAAGGAGAUGCAAGUAGCAACGUUAUGAGUUUCAGUGUUUUCAGUAUUGUUAGCAUUGCAUUCCUUAUAUUAGUUCUUUGA